AUGCUCUGCGCAAUUUCUGGAGAGCCGCCUCAAGUGCCAGUCGCGUCGCGCAAGAGUGGAAACAUCUACGAAAAACGCCUUAUCGAAGCAUACGUCCGUGAAAAUGGCACGGAGCCGACGACGGGGGAAGCCCUCUCUGUGGAAGACUUGAUCGACUUGAAAACCCCUCAUAGAGUCUACCCUCGGCCGCCACAAAUGACGUCCAUACCCGCGAUGCUAUCAUUCUUCCAGAACGAGUGGGACGCGUUGGCUCUUCAGACCUACACGUUGCAACAAAAUUUACAUCAAACUCGGCAAGAGCUGAGCAUAGCACUGUACGAGAACGAUGCCGCCGUGCGAGUUAUCGCCCAAGUCACAAAAGAGAGAGAUGAGGCACGAGCUGCUCUGGCAAAGAUUAACGUUGGUAGAGGUCCUGCGAAUACGAAUGGGGAUGCCAUGCAAAUAGACGGCGUGCCAUUGCCAGAGCAUGUUGUGGAAAAGAUUGACAACAUACAACAAAGUUUGUCGAAAACCCGACGGAAGCGACCGGUACCGGAAGAAUGGGCGACAGCAGAUGAAAUAUCAAGUUACACGUCGUCUUCAGCAUCGGAACCAUUGUAUCCAGGCGGUACAGUGCUAUCUUUGCACGACACUGGCGAUUUGGCACUUGUUGCGGGUGCUGAUGGGGCGGCCGGAGUGUUUUCGAUGUCACAAAAUAGGCCAUUGCGAUCUCUCAAGGCCGGCAAGGCCUCCGUGACUGGCGGACUCUGGGCUCAGGAUCAUACCGUUAUUGCGACAUCGGAUGGAUCGAUCAAAGUUUUCGAUGCCGAUCAAGACAUUGCCUCGUUCUCGGUCCACGCUGGCAGUGUCAGUGCAGUUGCGCUACACCCGAGCGGUAGUAUUCUGGCUUCGGUCGGACAAGACAAGUCCUAUGUUCUCUACGACCUCGAGUCCAACCAAGUGCUUACCCAAGUCCAAAGUAAUUCAGCUCUCACUUGUGCACAAUUCCAUCCUGACGGUCAUUUACUGGCCGCCGGUGGCGCUGAUGGACAAAUCAAGAUCUUCGAUGUGAAAUCAGGCACUGAAGCAGCAACCUUCGACCUCCAAGCGCCGGUGAAAUGCAUUUUCUUCUCGGAAAAUGGUACAUGGCUCUCGGGAGUGACGGCAGGAUCAUCUUCGAUCUCCAUUUGGGAUCUAAGGAAAGCCGCCGAGAUCAGGAGCAUCGAGACUGGCAGUCAAAUCAACAGCAUUACCUGGGAUUAUACUGGUCAGUUUCUGGCAGCAGCCGGGGUAGGUGGAAUUUCUGUGGAGUAUUAUUCAAAGGCGUCCAAGGAGUGGUCUGAGAUCCUCAAGAGUGCGACUCCCGCGACGAGAAUCGCAUGGGGCAAAGGAGCGCAUAACCUGGUCGCGAUUGAUGAAGGAGGAGUGAUUACCAACUUGAGUAGGGUCUAG
Messenger RNA from Rhinocladiella mackenziei CBS 650.93, 1431 nucleotides. RefSeq lists its product as uncharacterized. The record is from RefSeq and is a predicted model, not a curated record. Gene Ontology annotation, biological process: mRNA splicing, via spliceosome; protein ubiquitination; DNA repair. NCBI's taxonomy places the organism in Eukaryota, Fungi, Ascomycota, Eurotiomycetes, Chaetothyriales, Herpotrichiellaceae. Gene Ontology annotation, cellular component: cytoplasm; U2-type catalytic step 1 spliceosome; Prp19 complex. Bases 1 to 1431 code for a protein of 476 amino acids. The transcript has 5 exons. Gene Ontology annotation, molecular function: protein binding; ubiquitin protein ligase activity.